AGAAUAUGGACUUGAAGAAGUGAACUGCUUUAAUAUUAUUUGAGGAAUCCCGGAAGAAGAUCUGGAGUGUGUGGAUCAAGAGCUUGAAGAAUGCAGACUGUGCCUGGUUUUAGGUGCAGAGAGCAGGGCGAAGACUCUUUACAGCAACUCAUGCCAAGAAUGGUACGGGUAACAGGAGCAGGAGGACCGACCUCCAAUGCUGUGGGUCUCCAUGGACAUCUCAGAUCUACGAAACCCCCUCGUGAGCUUAGUGCGGAGGAGCAACAGGAGCUGCGGAGAAAGAUCAACAGCCGUGAGAGGAAGAGAAUGCAGGACCUCAACGUGGCCAUGGAUGCUUUAAGGGAAGUAAUGGUGCCUUACUCUUCUUCUCCCACUGGUGUAGGGGGAGCACUGCAGCACCCUUACCUCCCGACUGGAGCCCCUCCGACUGGAAGGCGCCUGUCCAAAAUCUCCACGCUGGUGCUGGCCCGUAACUACAUCCUACUCCUAGGCUCUUCCUUGCAGGAGAUGAGGCGUCUGCUGGGCGAGGUCAGCAUUGGCAUGGGCGUCAGUGGAACUGUACCACGUCUACUGCUGACAGGAGGGUGGCCAUUUCUCACCGGGCCGGGACAGCUUCUGCUUUCCUCCUCUGAGCAGCAACUGGCUGUGGCAAAGUGCCCUCUCCUGCCUCAGGGUGCCCAGGAGGAGCCCUUGGCUUGGGGGUCAAGCAGCAUGACGGAGAGCCUGGUGUGCCAGUGUGGGGUGUGCCGGACCCCACGGGUGGUGCAUGUUAAUCCCGCCACACGUUUCCCAAAGUGAUUCCAACAUGCCUUGGAGAAAGACUAAAAAAGAACAAUACAACAACAUGCAGUUUUUUAAUGUCUGAGGAGGGUGAGGUGUCUGGUUAUUAAAUUUUUUUGUAACACUAUACAAUAAGGUCCAAUUUGUUAACCUUGGGGAUAGU
This is a messenger RNA of Rhinichthys klamathensis goyatoka, 943 nucleotides long. RefSeq names its product oligodendrocyte transcription factor 1 (gene olig1). The record is from RefSeq and is a predicted model, not a curated record. Gene Ontology annotation, molecular function: protein dimerization activity. Lineage: Eukaryota; Metazoa; Chordata; Actinopteri; Cypriniformes; Leuciscidae. The transcript has 2 exons. The coding region runs from base 91 to 798 and encodes 235 amino acids.